Molecule: messenger RNA, 1910 nt
Organism: Etheostoma spectabile (orangethroat darter)
Lineage: Eukaryota; Metazoa; Chordata; Actinopteri; Perciformes; Percidae
Gene: tmem182a
Product: transmembrane protein 182a
Exons: 5
Coding region: 254-1000 (248 amino acids)
Cellular component (GO): membrane
Source: RefSeq, a predicted model, not a curated record
GCUGACUGCAGACCCCAGCAAGGUCCAAAGGAGUCAUAUGCUCAACCUUGUCUUCCCAGAACACAAACAGAGACAGGAGAGGAGUCAAGAUCCAGUCACAACACAAACCAGCUGGAACUCAUCUCACUCAGUGGAUGUUCUUCAAGAAGUGACUGUUUCUGCCUUUGCUUGUCACAUGCACUCACUGUAGUUUGAAGGGACAGCAGACUGAGUGUGAGCAUCCAGUAUCUGAGUGGCUGGUCAAUCCUGGACCAUGAGGCUUAGUGUGGCGUUGUUUUUUGCGGGGCUCUUCGGGGCGUUGGCAGCUGUGUUCAUCCUCCUCUCGUUUGGAACUGAUUACUGGCUGCUGGCCUCAGAAACUUGCCACCCGAACCCUGAUGGAUCUGUUGGCCCGGGUGGUGUGACCAUAGAGCGUGGAGAUGUGUUGCUGCAGGAGAGCACUGGUGACAUCACUCUAUACCAUGAGGGUUUUUUCUGGAGGUGUUCGUUCGGAGGCAGUGUGGGAGAUGACAACCUGAUCUGGAAGCUCUGGUUCACUAAUCAGCCUCACUCAAAAGUGUGCAUGCACGCCUACCUCUUCCCAUUCCCCGUGUCUCAUCAGACCCACAAUGCAACAGAGUAUGAUUCAGCUAUAAUCUACAGGGGCUUCUGGAGCAUCUUUAUGCUCAUUGGUGUGGCAGCUGUAGUGCUCGGUGGGUUCUUCAUCAUCUGUGCUGCACCGUUUGCCAGCCAUCGCUUGUAUAAAGCAGGUGGCGGCCUGUUCCUGGCAUCUGGUUUUUUCCUGCUGUGUGUGGUGGUUAUGUACGUACUGUGGGUGCAGGUGUUGGAUGUGGUGGAUCUCUACAUAGACAACCAGCGCUCUACAGUGUGUCCAGACUUCCAGCUGUCCCUCAACUAUGGUCUGUCCUUCAUGUUUGCCCCUAUUGGCAUCUUCUUCUGCCUCCUGGCUGGCCUUCUUUUCCUUCUCAUUGGCCGAACUGUCCAAAUUCACUGCCACUGACUUCAACCAGCAGCCGGUUAGAGGAAGUGUUGAGGCUUGAGGUGGUUGGACUCAAUGGUGUAGUCUAGGUGAUGCACAGGUACACACAUUACACCCACUGAGAAAGAUCCAGGAUUUCCAUAUACCCACUGUGUUUAUCUUCUUCGCAUGGGCUAAAUAAAGGUCUGUCUACUGUAAAUUGAUACAUAAAAGUGUAUGCGAUGGCAGGAAAUGAAGUCUUUGAUGUUCAAAUUGUUCUUGUGGGAGGACAGCCAGCCCCUCCCCCCCACUAUGAUAUGCCCCCCCAGUAUCAGUAUACAAUACAUUAGACUACACUACUGGUUGGACUGGUUCUUCUUUUAUGCCACCAGACCUUGAACAUUUUCCUUGUUUUGUCUGACAUAUGCAGUAAAUACUGUGUGGAAGCUCUGUGGUAUAAAUGAUCUGUCUUUCUUUGUUCCAGGAUAAAAAACAUUGCUGCAAUUGUUGAAUUUUGAAGCGGCGUCAUCCAGCCUGAGCUAUUUUCAAUUCAGCUAAGUUACAUACAAGUCUAUUCACAACAAGCCUGAUCACUGGCAGUAUGAAUGCCUUCAGUGCAUAACACUUUUUUUUUAAUCUUGUAUGUUGAUGGUUGUCAAGGUUAUGCGUGUGUGUCAGAUGACCAGCAAUCAAUGUUGAUUAAUGUUAAUUCAGACAUUUGUGUUUGCUAUUUGUAAAACAUAGUAAGUAAUUCAAAUAUAUAUUUUGCUUUGUAUAGUGUUUUAAAAAUAUCUUUAAAAUAAAGUGCAUAGUGAAAAGCUAUAAGGUGGGAUGAUAGUUUUUAUAGUCUCUAUAGAGUCAAUUUUUUUUGGAAAAGACCCAAAACCAAUAUUUCCAAACUGUGUGGCACUCAUCUCCAAGCCCAUUCAUUUACACUAAAGAUAUGACAUUU